AUGAAUAUACCGUUCAAUUCGGUGUCCAAACUGCAAUGGCGCAAUCCCUCGCCGAUCUCUGAUUCUUCGUGCCUCGUUUGUGGAGAUCCGAAUGGGAAACGGCAUUACGGGGCGAUGUCGUGCAACGGAUGCAAAGGAUUCUUCAGAAGGAGGUAUGUGGCGGGUAUCACGGUCUCCAGAGCUGACAAUAUGGGCGUGGCGGCCUCGGCCAAAUGGCGUUUUCAUGAAUUCAGCAGGUUUUCUCUGAUUUUUGUGAUCAACGGCGAUGAAAAAUGAUUGUUCGACAUGAAAACACACUAAUUCUCAGAAUUAAUGACGUUUUGGCGCAUUUUUCGCGGACUUUGCUUUUUCGCCUUCGCCGCCUAAAAACCGCACUUCUCAUUUUGCGCUUUCUUGACCGUAUUCAGACAGAAUUGGUUUUGAGAAGGAUAAAUCACGUAAAUACAAGCAUUUUGAGCGCUCGAACCGCGAAAACUACCGAAAAGCAACUGAAAUUCACGCAGUUUUAGCCAAAAACCUUCAAACGGAUAAAUGUGAUUUGCGACUUGACCACAUUUAACGCUCUUAAAAAAUUCGUAAUAGACUAUACAAUCGGUCUAUCGAAAGACAAAUGAGAAAUUAUCGGUUUUUCGUGGCUAAUAUGGCAAAAAACACAAAUUUUGCUGUUAAAAUUUGAAUUUCGCGCCAAUGUAUCGCUCUAUUGGCAGGCGGGGCGCACUUGCGCGCCAAUUGUAAGCUCUGGAGACCGUGAUAUCUACUUCCCUAUGCGUUUCUUUGAUCAAUGUUUGGAAACCGUAAUAACUGGUGGUUCCGGUUUCGCAAUGCGGAAAACUUUUCAAAGUUCCCUGUUUCACGUGGUUCUUAAUAGCACUCUAGCGUUUCUCCAGAACACUCCUCUAUUACUUUGCUUUCCAGUAUCUGGGAAAAGCGUACCUAUAAAUGCAGCUUCAACAACGAGUGCAUCAUCGAAUUCAAGUACCGUAACCGCUGCAGAGCCUGUCGACUCAAACGAUGUCUCAAAGUGGGAAUGGAUGCGAAUGGUGAGCAAACUGUCUCUCGUAUUACGUGCAUUCGUCCACCUUUGCAGCGGUUCGAAGUGAACGGACCCGGAAAUCGGCGGUGAAAAGCGAGGAGGGCAUCAAGAUGGAAAUCAAGGAUGAAAUCGCAUCGGGUAUCUUGAUUUUCGCUCCCGAUUUUUAAAGGUUUUCGAGUUUUUCAGAGCCAGAAGACGAAUGUCCGCAGGAUAUAAAACCGGAUAUCGCAAUGGCCUGGCAGACGAAGGAAAUCAUCGCCCUCAUGCUCAGUGAGGUAACGACGAAGCUUCCUUCUUGUUCGGUGACAAAAGAUUCGCGGUUUUCAGGAACAACGAAUCCUCGACUGGUCGGAACCGUACGAUCCGACCAGGUACUACACAAUGGACGCGGACGUCCUUCAGGCGAUCAAGGACCCGGCGAAAGUGUGCGCCCGGACUGAGGUUCGUUUAGGCAGACUUGUGAAAUUCUCGGGGUUCCAAAAGUUCUAGAAGUUUCCGAGUUCAAAAUCAAUGCAACUUCCGGGUCAGAAAGAUCUUUGGCCGGGAAUUUUGCAAGCGGGUAAAGGUCAUACAGUGAAAGAGCAGUAGAAUGCCCUUACAUAAUAACUUUCUGAAACAGUUAGCUCCCUAGAAGUUUUCUGUUCCGUCUACUUCUUCUCAUUACUUUAGAGUGUGUAGUGCCAUUCCUACAGCUGAUCCUCAUCUCAAAGUGACAUGAACCAUAGUUAUGAUGUAUUAUUUCUAUCCUUGUCAUUGAUAUGACUUCUGAAUAGAUAAGAAACGAGCGAAACUGUUCGGAGGCUGUGAAAAGCGGUUAGAAACACGAGUAUCUUGAAUUCCAGCUGAAAUGGAGCAGCCAGUGCCGUCCUCUGAUCACCGCCGAAGCCCUCCGUCUCAACUGGUGCCGCACUUUCACCCUCACCGUCGACUGGUACAACACUCUUCCCGAGCACAGGGUGAGUUUCGAACGACUGGGUGACGGAGACAAAUCGUACAAUGCGUACUUUCAGGCGCUCAUUGACGACGACAAAGUGUUGCUCGUCAAGUUGUCCCUGAUGCCCGUCGGAUGGUUGUGGUACGCGUACAAGAGCUACGCAUUCCACGCGGACGGCAUCGUCUUCGUCGACGGCAGCUGGUUCCCGAGGGAUCCGAAACUUCAGAAGCAAGUGUGCUCCACGUACGUGCCCCUCUGUCUUCUUUUCUCCAAUGAUUCUCUCGCCUUUCAGAUGCUGUUUCUACUACGCGCGCAUCACAGAAAUGUUCAUGCACGACGUCGUCAACGAAAUGUUCGAGCUGCAAAUCGACGAGACCGAAAUGGUGCUUCUGAAGGCGAUUUGCCACUUGGCGCCCGAUUAUCGGCUCACGAGACGGGGCAACGACGUCGUCUCGACCGGAAGGGAAAAGUAUAAACGGGCGCUGUGCGAGUACGUGCGCAUGAACACGAAUGGGUACAUCGAGGCGGCGUUCCGCACCGCCAAACUUCUGCAAUUACUUCCCGCCGUUGAUGUGAGUUUGUCACGCACGUCAUACGAGAAAAACGACAAAGAGUGAAACAAUUAUGCAGUUUCUCACACUUUUCAAACAGAAAUCUUGAUUCGAUUGCAUGAUUCCAGAUUCUCGGGAAAUACGAGGACGAGAGUGCGCUUUUGGUGUCGCUGGGCGAGACGGAAUUCAACGGAUCCGGCGGCGGUCUCCCGUAUGACAUCCACGCGAGCGAGACGCCGUUCGGAAAGAGGACGGACACUCACGUGCCGCUGCACAUUCAAUGA
Caenorhabditis sp. 36 PRJEB53466 is the source of this 2802-nucleotide messenger RNA. The record is from the annotation of a GenBank genome assembly. NCBI's taxonomy places the organism in Eukaryota, Metazoa, Nematoda, Chromadorea, Rhabditida, Rhabditidae.